GCCCUUCCGAGGGACCCUGGGAGCCCCUGCGACCCUUUUUGCCAGCAUCAGAGCAAUUGCUAGACUUGAACUAUCUAUCCCGAGCGGGGUUCUGUGCUCUGCUCCAAAACAAUAGCCCCCCUAUUGCACCGAGCUCGGGUGCAAAGAGCAAACCUCCCUGGUGCGUCCCGAAGGCGCACGGCGGGCGGCGAGAUGGGUGCGUUGGAACAGACGUCCACGCUGCUGUUGGUAACGGCGGCCGCCUGGCUGCUGCCGCUGCUGGGGCCCGCGGUGCAAGGGAGCCCCGUGGAAGAGGAGGAAGAGUUGGUGCUCCCGACGCUCGAGAGAUCCCCAGACUCCGGGAUCACGCGUCUCCACCUGGACGCCUUCGGUCUCCAAUUGCGCUUAGAACUGCAGCUCGAUCUCGGCUUCCUGGCGCCCGGCUUCAAGCUCCAAACCGUGGGGCGCAGACCCGGGUCCAACGUGUCGGAUCUCGACCUGGCCGGGGACCUGAGACGCUGUUUCUACUCGGGCACGGUGAACGGAGACCCCAAUUCGGCCGCGGCUCUCAGCCUCUGCGAAGGCGUGCGCGGCGCUUUCUUCCUGCAAGGCGACGAGUACUCCAUCCAGCCCGCGCCUGCAGCUCCUAGCGUGCGCCUGGUUCCCGCCACCGGGACCACCACCACCACCGCCAGCCCCGAGGAGUACCCCCGCUUCCAUCUCCUGCGUCGGAAGCGCCUGGAUGGCGGUGGUGCCAAGUGCGGGGUCGUGGACGAAGAGAUCGAGCUCCCGGGGGCCGCCGGGCAGAAAGGCCAGGACCCCAAGAUUCGGUGGGCACCCAGAAAUCGGGCACCAGCGCACGCCGGGCAAGCCACAGGAACCGGAAGCAUCAGGAAGAAGCGAUUUGUAUCCAGUCCCCGCUAUGUGGAAACCAUGCUGGUGGCCGACCAGUCGAUGGCAGAGUUCCACGGCAGUGGCCUCAGGCACUACCUUCUCACCUUAUUCUCUGUAGCUGCCAGGUUGUACAAACACCCCAGCAUCCGCAAUUCCAUCAGCCUGGUGGUGGUGAAGAUCCUGGUCAUCUAUGAAGAACAAAAGGGGCCUGAAGUCACUUCCAACGCUGCCCUCACCCUGCGCAACUUUUGCAACUGGCAGAAACAGCACAACCCUCCCAGUGAUCGGGACCCCGAGCACUAUGACACGACUAUUCUGUUUACCAGACAGGACCUGUGUGGAGCCCAGACAUGUGACACUCUGGGCAUGGCUGAUGUAGGUACUGUGUGUGAUCCCACUCGGAGCUGCUCAGUUAUUGAAGAUGAUGGUUUACAGGCUGCCUUCACCACAGCACAUGAAUUAGGCCACGUGUUUAACAUGCCCCACGAUGAUGCCAAGCAGUGUGCCAACAUCAAUGGAGUGAACCCUGACGCACACAUGAUGGCCUCAAUGCUUUCCAAUCUGGACCGGAACCAGCCUUGGUCUCCUUGUAGCGCUGCUAUGAUCACCUCCUUUAUGGAUAACGGCCAUGGUGAAUGUUUGAUGGACAAGCCCCAAAAUCCCAUGCAGUUUCCUUCUGAUCUUCCUGGGACUUUGUAUGAUGCCAACCGGCAGUGCCAGUUUACAUUUGGAGAUGAGUCCAAGCACUGCCCAGAUGCAGAAAGUGUGUGCACAACCCUGUGGUGCACAGGCACUUCUGGCGGGUUGCUGGUCUGCCAGACCAAACACUUCCCUUGGGCAGAUGGCACCAGCUGUGGAGACGGGAAAUGGUGCCUCAAUGGCAACUGUGUGAACAAGACUGACAUGAAACGAUUUGAGACUCCUGUGCAUGGAAGUUGGGGGUCGUGGGGGCCCUGGGGAGACUGUUCGAGAACGUGUGGGGGUGGAGUUCAGUAUACAGUGCGUGAGUGUGACCACCCAGUACCCAAGAACGGAGGCAAAUACUGCGAAGGCAAACGCAUGCGCUAUCGAUCCUGCAACAUCGAAGACUGCCCUGAUAACAACGGAAAAACCUUUAGAGAAGAGCAGUGUGAGGCACACAAUGAAUUCUCCAAAACAACCUUUGGGAGUGGGCCACCGUUGGAGUUGACCCCCAAAUAUGCUGGUGUCUCCCCAAAGGACAGAUGCAAGCUGACCUGCCAGGCCAAAGGCAUUGGCUUCUUCUUCGUUCAGCCCAAGGUGAUCGAUGGCACUCCAUGCAGCCCCGAUUCCACCUCUGUCUGUGUGCAAGGACAGUGUGUCAAAGCUGGUUGUGAUCGCAUCAUUGACUCCAAAAAGAAAUUUGAUAAAUGUGGUAUUUGUGGAGGAAAUGGAUCGACGUGCAAGAAAAUAUCAGGCUCCGUUAUUAGCACAAAACCUGGCUAUCAUGACAUUGUCACAAUUCCAUCCGGAGCCACUAAUAUUGAAGUGAAACAGCGGAACCAGCGGGGAACCAGAAAUAACGGGAGCUAUCUGGCUAUCCGGGCUGCAGAUGGCACCUACAUCUUGAAUGGCGACUUCACCUUGUCCACACUGGAGCAAGACAUUACCUACAAAGGUACCGUCUUGAGAUACAGCGGCUCCUCUGCGGCCUUAGAAAGAAUUCGCAGCUUUAGUCCACUCAAAGAGCCCCUCACCAUCCAGGUCCUGACGGUGGGCCAUGCCCUCCGACCUAAGAUUAAGUACACCUAUUUCGUCAAGAAGAAGAAGCAGGAACCGUUCAACGCCAUCCCCACUUUCUCUGAGUGGGUCAUUGAGGAGUGGGGCGAGUGUUCCAAGUCUUGUGGUCAGGGUUGGCAGAGAAGACUGGUGGAGUGUCGAGACCUUAAUGGGCAGCCAGCUUCUGAGUGUGCCAAGGAAGUGAAACCAGCCAGCACACGGCCUUGCGCCGACCUGCCUUGUCCACGAUGGCAGCUUGGGGAAUGGUCUCCUUGUUCCAAAACUUGCGGGAAGGGUUACAAAAAGAGAACCUUGAAGUGUCUGUCCCACGAUGGGGGGAUAUUGUCCCCUGAGAGUUGUGACCCUCUAAAGAAGCCCAAACAUUACAUAGACUUUUGCACCAUGGCAGAAUGCAGUUAGGCAGUGACGGGGCAAGGGAAGGGCUGCGACACUAAACUCAACAAGUCUGGGGGCGUCCAGUGAACCCUGUCAGUGAACACUUGAGGUGUAUUGACAAGGGGGGAUGUAGAGGUAGCUUGAAAAGAUGUUAAGUCAUCAGCACCUGUCACACCUGUGAUAGGGUAGGGGAUGGAUGGUGAUUAUUAAUCUCUGAGUAAUGAUAUAGCAUGAUAAGGCCCCCCUGGGCAUUACUAUUUCUUUGUUACAUCUAGGACAAGUUUAAAAAAAUAAGAAUCAUGGUCAGAAAUAGAUUUAAGUAAUGCUAUUAUCCCUGUUUUCUGGUACCAGUUAAAUACUUUUUUUUUUUUUUUAAUUUUUUAAUAGUAUAGGGGUUGGGAAAUGAAAAAGGCAAGGGAGAUUUUUUAGUCUUAAAACGGGGCUUACUUUACCUCACUAACAAUAGAGAAAGAAGAGCACACUUAGGCUCAUGACUGGCCACUGCAGUUUCAGAAAAGGUGCUUUACCACCUUCCACAAAACUCAGGAUAACCUGACAGGAGAGAAGAGAGUAGGGUUUAGCCAACUCAAGUGACUCAGCUUUGUCUGUUUGGGCUAUUUUUUGUGCCUUUGCGAGUUCAUUUUAACAUAGAGACAAUAGCAUGAAAUUGUAAAAGUCUAGUCAGUCAACACUAAGAAAAGGCAGUGACAUCCCCAUCAGAAACUGGGACAAAGUCAAUGUAGUGUGAACUCAGUAUCUCCAACCUUUCUUUGCAUGUCAAUCUAACAAUGGGUGUCCCAAGAUAGCAAGCUAACAGGAGAAAACACUUCAGAGAGGGGAGUCAUGCUGGCUCUAGAAUGGGGUAUGCAGGACAGUCCCUGGUGUCUGGGGUCAGUGAGGUCACUUGGCUCAAGGUGGGGAGGUUUCUGAGGGGGUGUAGCGGGUCCAUCUCCAGCAACUGGCCCAAGGGUCAUAUCCUGGCAAAUGUGUCUAGCUCUUCCACCAUGAAAGAGAAUACAACUUUCCAUAUGUAUAUAGUAAAAUAUGUUACUAUAACUGUUAUUUACUUCAUAAGUAUUGGUUUGUGUCUUCCUUCCAAGAAGGACUCUAGUUGUAAUAAAUGCCUAUGAUAACAUAUUUAUUUUUAUACAUUUCUUUCUAAUGAUAAAACUUAAGUUAUCGCUUUUGUAAAAGAGCAUAUAAAAUAGAGUAUUUAUACAAUAUAUGCUACUAGAAAUAAUAAAACAACACUUUUUGAAUGUG
Messenger RNA from Suncus etruscus (white-toothed pygmy shrew), 4269 nucleotides. RefSeq names its product ADAM metallopeptidase with thrombospondin type 1 motif 1 (gene ADAMTS1). Gene Ontology annotation, biological process: proteolysis; extracellular matrix organization. Gene Ontology annotation, cellular component: extracellular matrix. Gene Ontology annotation, molecular function: metalloendopeptidase activity; zinc ion binding. The transcript is spliced from 9 exons. Bases 193 to 3030 code for a protein of 945 amino acids. Lineage: Eukaryota; Metazoa; Chordata; Mammalia; Eulipotyphla; Soricidae. The record is from RefSeq and is a predicted model, not a curated record.